CCCGUCGUGUUGAUACAUGACAUGGAGUGCGGUGUGAACGUGACGUUCAACGAGACCUUGGAAGGAGCCUUGGGGGACGCCCUUGCCUUCAGGGACGACUCCAGGUUCUGGAUACAGAGGGUGAUACAACCUGUGGUGAUCAUGUUUGGGGUGAUUGGUAACUUGGUGACUAUCGUAGUGUUGACUCGUCCUAGGAUGUCCUCGUCUACCAAUACCUACCUCACAGCCUUGGCGGUGUCGGAUCUCAUCUACCUUGUGUGUGUGUACUUCCUCUCUCUGGAGAACCUUCCCUACAACAAGACCGAGGAGUACCUGUGGUAUUGGAAUACUUGGAGGUGGCUGUUGUGGAUUAGCGAUGGAUCAAUGGGCAUCUCUGUCUGGUUGACAGCCGCCUUCACAUUUGAGCGCUACAUCGCCGUAUGCCACCCCCUGAGAGGGCGGGUGUUCUGUACUGAGGCGCGGGCUCGACGAGUCAUCAUUGUCAUAUACAUAUUAUGUUUACUCUCAACUUGUACAACACCCUUCGAAUGGAGCAUUGAGGUAAAAGACGGGAUGGUGUGUAAGAAGAUGACAGAGCUCGCCAUGGACCAGACGUACAAGAACUACCUCUACUGGUUCUGGGCCGCCAUGUUCGUCUUCGUACCUCUGGUCAUUAUCGCUAUUUUCAACACUUUCCUGAUAGAAGCUGUCCAUCGCAGCAAGAGACAGCGGAGCGGACUCACUCAGCAAAUAGAGCCUAGAGACUGCGCUAACAGCAGUCGUCAGCGCCAGGAGAACAAGAUCACCACGACACUGAUCGCUGUCGUCAUCUUGUUCAUCGUGUGCCAGACGCCAGCGGCCAUCAUGCUCGUCGUCUACAUCUUUUACAGCCCCGAUAAGAGCACGCCUGCUGGAGCGAUCAUGCUGGGUCUGGGAAACAUCUUCAACUUCCUGACAACCGUCAACGCCUCCAGCAACUUCCUGCUGUACUGCGUGAUGAGCGACAAGUACCGUCGUACCCUGGUGCUGACACUGUGUCCCUGCUUAGCAACAAGGCACCAAAGAUCUCACACGUUCACCUCGUACUACGCCAGCCAUCACAACUCGUCCGUGCGCUUCAACUCGCCCAAUGCGCUCAACACAUAGCAGGACCAGUGCUAGAGGAUACUGUAUAUACUAGGGUAGUGUGUGGUAGCCACGGCGGACUAUAGAGCGAGGGGUUGCUUGAUGUGUGAGUGACAAAACUGAGGGAAUUCAGAGUAUGUGAAUAUCGUGAGGAAAAGCUGCAAGGGGAAUUACACAACAAGAUUCCUAAUUUUAAUCUGUAAUUCAUAAUAUUUCCUACAAACGUAGGUAAGGUCAUAAAAGUAGUUCAGGGGAUUUAAAAUAUAUUGUUAGGGAAAAGAUCAUUUCAUUUAUUUAAUUUUAACUCAUUAACUAAAGGUUACAUAUUAGUACAUAUAUCAAAUGUUGAUGUUACCGCAAUUAUUUAGGAUAUCGGGAACAUUAAUAAUAUAAAGCUGCUAUCCCUUUGUUUUUACAUCGGCUAUAGUUUGAGAUUGACCAAAAAAUUUGGAUAUUUGAUUUUGUAAUUUUCUAUUUCCUAAUCUUGAUAAAUUGGCUUGGUUUAAUAUCGACAUAUUAGAGCUGGAGUCUUGCAAAUAAUAUGCAUUCACAAAAAUUCCAUAAAUUAACAUCCCAUUAAAUAACAGUUUUAAUUUUCUAUUUCUAUGAAACGUUUGCAUCUUUGACCUACCACUUGGGCGAUCCUGGAAAUUUCUUAAUACUAAGUAACGCAAAUUAUAAUAUUUCUCUUUUAAACAUGAAAAUCUACACCCGAAAGCGAUAAAUACUAUUUCAGCUAACAAUAUAAUCAACUAUGUGCAACUACUUAAAAUUAUUUUCUGGCAAAAUGUUUUAAGGAGAAUAAUCAAACCAUUGUGAUACGUCGCUGGCUAGAAAUGUAUUCCAUAAACUAGAGUGAAUUAAUUAGUGGUUUUGUCACUCAGCAAAUGAACUGUCUGUAUAUACUCCUAACUCGCUACUUUAAACACUUUUUAACUUGUUGUGGUGUUGCUGAAUGUUUACAAAACGAUCUGUGCUCACAAAACUGUUUGUUCCAUUGGAGCAGAGAAUCGAAAUUAUCUAGUUUUUUAAGUAUCGUCGAUUAAGUACUAUGCUAAUGGAGAAAAAAUGUUCAAUCAGAAACGAAUAAUAAAGUGAAGAAAAAAAGCUUGUUUUGCUGUAAAAUUCUUUAUUUAUAUUUAACUUUUAUAUUUGUUCUUUAUUUUAUUUAUUUGUUAACUUGAAAUAUUUUCAAAACUUAAAUGUGAGUAAAUGGAUUACAUUAAAUGAGCAUGGUUUCCUAGAUUAAAUAGGUAAAUUAGUCUAAUAAAACUAUCUACAGGUAUUAGUGUUAACCUAACUGUAAAUAAACAUUAGAUUAAUAUGUUAUGUACUUAGUAUAUAAAUGUAUAUACCGCUUUAGAUGUAUCAAGAAAUGUCGCUUUGUAUAUUGUAAAUAGUGCAUUGAUUAUUGGAAUGUUUGUUUUUCGCUAAUAUAUUUAGAUUCUUUUUAUUAAACUAUAUUUACAACGAAUACAGUACACAACUUAUUAAAAUCAAGGUUCUGUCAUGCAAAAAUAAUUUCAUAUUGGCCGUUUUAAUAUGUUUUACCAAAGUGAAGAAAUUUUUAUUCUGCACAUCAAAUCACCACGUUCUUUUUAAUCAUGUCAAAUAAUUAAAUAUAGCCAUAGAUAAAAAGCAAAUACCAAAAAUAUGUAAGUUGAAUUUUCUCUGAUAACUCUGGUAAUAUUAUUAAAAAAUUAUUAAUCGAUAAUCUUGCUACCUUUACAUUUUUAUUUAAUUGUAUAGCAUAUUUUAUAGACAUUGAGCUUCAUGUAGUAUAGUUGAUCAACAAAAAUAAGCACGUUUCUUCAAUGUUUUCGUUUAUUACGUUUAAAAAAAAAUAAAAAAAGGUGUAUGAUUCACUAUUGAAAACAAAAUACAUUAGUUUAUAUUUGAGACGACUCAACAUUCAAUCGCCAAUCUUAAGCCCAAGAACAGCAUUGAGAGCUUUACACCCACUGAAAUGUCACGAUCACUUUCCAAAAAUAAGUCCAGUAAAACAAGGAUAUAUUGAUUUCAUACUAUUUAAGUGUAGUAAGUGGUUUUUGAAAUAACAACUUUUGAAAAAUCCAUUCAGUUUUAUUUAACUAGAUCUGUUUAAAUUAUGGUGAAGAAAGAUAUUAUAUUCGUACUUCAAUUGAUUCAAUGUAAUUAAAUUUAAUUGUCUUAAAGUUUAGUUUAUUAAGGAUAACCUAAACAAGUAUAUAUUUAUUGUAUUACGGAUGUUUUAAUUUAUAGUUAAAAUCUAUUAACAAAAUUCUUUAAGUGUACGUAGAUUUUAUGACUGUUUUAUAUAUUUUAAAUCAAGAAAGUUCUAAUUUUUAGAGUUUAGAUUAUUAAAAUAAUUAGUUUUCUUGUAACAUCUCCUGAUGUGAUGUACAGACUCUGUUCAAAUAUAAAUAUUUUAUAAUUUAAUACAUUAUAGUGUACAUAUUUGCCUCUUCCGUUCGCAUAGUUGUUAUUGUUCAUGUUUUAACUAUUAAAACUGUUUUAUGUCAUUUUGUUGUAAAUAAAUUAUGUAAGCUAAAAA
Messenger RNA from Macrosteles quadrilineatus (aster leafhopper), 3637 nucleotides. RefSeq names its product FMRFamide receptor-like. Gene Ontology annotation, molecular function: G protein-coupled receptor activity. Gene Ontology annotation, cellular component: membrane. Gene Ontology annotation, biological process: G protein-coupled receptor signaling pathway. The record is from RefSeq and is a predicted model, not a curated record. Bases 22 to 1125 code for a protein of 367 amino acids. Lineage: Eukaryota; Metazoa; Arthropoda; Insecta; Hemiptera; Cicadellidae. The transcript has 5 exons.